This is a messenger RNA of Haliotis rubra (blacklip abalone), 5525 nucleotides long. RefSeq names its product NGFI-A-binding protein 1-like. The record is from RefSeq and is a predicted model, not a curated record. NCBI's taxonomy places the organism in Eukaryota, Metazoa, Mollusca, Gastropoda, Lepetellida, Haliotidae. Gene Ontology annotation, biological process: negative regulation of DNA-templated transcription. Gene Ontology annotation, cellular component: nucleus. Gene Ontology annotation, molecular function: transcription coregulator activity; transcription factor binding.
UUCACUAACAUUUUAAAGCGGAUGGAAUUAUAUCGAAAAUAAAUCAUUUCACACGUUGAGAGCAGAUGUAACCGCCCCUCCGUCUAUACAUUCCUACUGAAGAGACACGUAGAUCUAAGUAGACGCUGUCAACAGCGACUGUGUGACGGAGGAACAGGUGAGGGCCAGCAUGCUGUACAACGCAUCUAAGACGGACCCGACAGGCAUGCGUCCUUACGGGCACUUUUUUCCCGACAAACACUACACGAAUUACUUCCCUCCACACCUACUCACCUACAACGGAGAGACAAGGAACUUUUCGGUUGCUAUGGCAACCACGCAACCUUCAAAUGCCUCGGAAUGGCAGCUAUAUCGGGUGCUACAGCGGGCAAACCUACUACAGUAUUACGACACAUUCAUAGCGCAAGGUGGUGAUGAUGUACAACAGCUGUGCGAGGGCGAGGAGGAAUUUCUGGAAAUUAUGGCCUUGGUGGGGAUGGCAUCCAAGCCGCUCCAUGUCCGACGCCUUCAGAAGGCACUACAGGAAUGGGUAGCCAAUCCAGGUGCAUUCCAGGGACCAGGAACAACACAAUCUUCAAGCCCCGCCCCCGGGAGUAUCACUGCGGUGGUGCGGGACCAGAACCUCGGCUACAUUCAUUCCACACCCCCUACAUCUGUGGUGAACGCUCCUACUUGGAACCCCCAACCUGCCCCCCGGAGUGUCAGCCCAGCGGCCCCGGCCCCCGACGCCCCCAGUCCCUCCUCGGGGUCUCCACAGAGUGACAUGAAGGAUAUACCUGUGACGAUGAGUGGUCUCCAAGACGACCUUGGUUUAAACAUGUGCGGUUAUCCCAUGCAAACAAGUCAACAUUCCUCGUCCCCCUUGCCAACACCCGUCCUCGUUGAGAGUCAGAUUCAGUCCAUUGCAGAGGCUGCAGCUCAACUCUCGAAGGAGUUACCUCCCUUUGAUGCUAAAGAACUCAAUAUGAAGAAACAGAUUAAUCGUGAAAUACAACAGUCUGUGAUGCAACUGACAGACGACGACCCGUCGCGACUGGAUGAACUUAGGAAGUAUGCAGCCAUAUAUGGUCGCUUUGAUUCCAAGAGGAAAAACGAUAGGCCGAUGUCAUUACACGAGAUUUCGGUUAAUGAGGCCGCUGCCCAGUUAUGUCGCCAUAUACCUACAUUACUGACUCGUAGUGAAGACUUAUUUCCACUGGCAAGACAAGUUGUUCGUGACAGUGGUUACCAAUAUUCAAAAGGGCAUUCCAGGGCUGCCGAUGUAGUUGUGUCAAAGAAGCCACGAGUUGAUCCUGUUUUCCAGAGAAUGCACGACGCCAACCCCAAAACAGUGAAAGCAGAGCUUGACAAGAUUCAUAGAGAGGAGAGAAUGAAUUGCAUCAACCAGGACAUGAAACGAAUUAAGGAUCGACAAGAGGCCAUAAAAACUGAGAUUGUAACAGCCCGUGACACACAAAACAGCACUCUAGUGCAGAAGCUCCAGCAGGAACUAGAGACAUUGACAGCCCAGCAACUCGCUCUUCUUACAGAACAAGGCGAGAUUCUUCGUAAACAGAAGCGUUCAGAAAGGUAUCUUAUGACGAAACCAGAAAGGCCAUGCGGGCAGUAUGGCGACGAUGAUUUCACAGAUUCUUCCAACUUUCCAAGUGGCAACUCUUCCCCGAUGAACUCACAAGACGGAACUGAACUGGACUUUACAAAAGUAGCAGUUUAUGCAGCAAACUUCCGUUCUUCAACUGCUCAAAAGUUCAUGCAAGAGACCUUGUUUGACGAGGGUUUGAGAAUUGCUCAACAGUACGGCAUGGCUGAUUUUGCAGAGGAGUUAAAGGAACUGAAAUCUAGAAAAAUUCCCAAAGAAAAUGGUCAAGAUUCAGAUUCAGAAAUGUCAGACACUGCGAGUGAUUGUGGGCAGAAUGUACGGAAGAGAAAACAUUCUGACUCUGAAACCCUUCUUGAAGAGAGGAAUGGGAAAAGGGAAAAAGAUGAUUUGUCAUCGGAUGUGAAACUUCAGCAUAACAAUAACGAGGCGGACAUUGCUCAAGCUCCAAAGUCUGCUGGCUUCGAUACAUCCCAGCAAAAUUCCCUGCAGUCCACUUCAAGUGAAGAAAGCGACGACGACGAUGAUGAUGAUUCCAUACAAGGCAAGAAGGGCUACAUAGCUCGGCCGAAUCACAACGGAAUCAGAAACGAAAUUUCUGAACCUCUGCAAAAUGGGGACUGACAUACGCUUCUUGCAAGACAAUAUGAUGGCUGUGGCGUUAAAAUUAUCUGUGAAUGUGUGUGUCGUAUGUGAAAGCUGGAAAAGCAAUUCUGUGAAAUCUACAUUGAAAUGUCACGUUGUUUUCGCCAAGAAUGUGACUAGUACAUCCUCAGAUCAGCAUAGGUACUUUUUUUCAACCAAGUCCAAGACUUGUUUCUGAUUGGUCAGAUUCUUGGCGAGACUGUUGUACUCAGUUUGUGAUUGGUCCGUCGAACAGACCGCUGUUUAACUUUAUUUUGUCACCUUUGACUCCUGGGAGACACUAAAUCUAAGGGGAGACAACUCUGACAGGAAGGCGUAGAUAUUAGCCAAUCACCCAAUGCUGUUUCUGUACAAGUUGCCUCUCCUGUGAUGGAGUCGAGAUCAUUGUCAUCAGUGGCUUUAUUAUUAUUCAGACAUUUUCGCUUCCAGCGUUACAAUUUGAAAAGUUGUACAAGCCUUCACCAUCUGUUGCCAAACUCAUUAGUUACCAUGGAAACAGUACCUUCAUCUAUGCUAUUACCAACCUAACACUUAUAAAAUAUUUUUAAUUAUCAUUGUGAUAAAAAUUUUGACUAGAUAAUUCAUUAUAUACUAACAGUGUUAGGGGAAACAUGAUACCGAAAUCCAAUACCAUGAAAUAUGUUUUCAGGUAAAUACUAUUCUACAUAGGGGUUUCAAAUCAGUUUAAAGGUGGUACAGUCAUUUCCAACUGAAAGUUUAUGUCUUCACAAAAUAUCUGAGAUGCAUGGAAAAGAGAGGGAUCAAAAUUGAAACACAACACUAAGGAAUGAAUUGAGAGAUACAAAUACUUGUAUAAGAGAAACAAAAUGUAUCCAAACUGACAAUACAAAGAUUUGAAUGUAAACCAAAAAAUAUAUCAUUUUGAGACAUUUAAUAUUAAUAGAGAAAAUUGACAGAGAUAUUGAGGUUCUGUUUCCAUGGUUACGGUUGCUGCUGCUUGUGGCUUCCUCACGUCUCUCCUCUGCAAUGGAGAACUUGUCCUGCUCUGGGCAUACAUGCGUAUGUGCGUCGUGCAAUGUGUUGUCAUGUAUUUAUUUGGAGAAACAGACAGUUUUUGUCUUGCCGUUGUACAUAGUUAUUUAUUUUCAUUAUUGAGAUCAUGUAGUUAGCUUGGCCGAGCAAGCAGAAUCGAGACAAAAAAUCAUGGUUCAAAUUAUGGCCUUCCUUCCUGUUGGUCUGUUCACUCCAGUGUUGUAGCAACAACUGUUUCCAAGAGAUUUUCUUGUAGCAGAGUUGUCUUGUUCUAUUUCAUGCUUCUCUUAUACACUCUAUCACAUGUAUAGUAGACAAUGGAAUAAUAUUUGGCCAUUUUCACGAACAGUCAAACUACAGCACUGAAAUUAUGCAUGGGGAGAAAACAUGGAAACAAUUAAACUGAAAAUGGUAUUUAUUAUCUAAAUUUGAAUUCUGGAAAGUAUUGACUGAUUUUGUAAAAUAGUUGUAAAAGUGGGAAAAUCCAGAAAGAUGUCAGUGAACUUAAGAAGUUGUGAGUUGUAGCCUUAGAAACUGACUCAACAGUACUCGAGAAUCUCAAAAAAACAUUCAGGUGUUAAAAAGUACUCUUCUGGUGUCCUGAAAAAAGACGCAAACAUGCAAUUUUUCUAAUCUGAAGAGAUCAGGACAUUUACACAGAAUGGAAUUGAAUUCACAAGAGCAGAAAAGCCAUUUAUCACUCAUGUUCAUAUCAACUAUGUUAUUGCUGAUGUUAAUUUGAAUUUUGAGGGUAUUCAGUUUCAAUGUAGUUAUUUUCAUGAAUAUUACAAGAAGAGAUUUGUAAUAGUGAAUUGUUUCCUGUUUGACACUGACUCCAGUUGAAAUACUUUUGGCUGUCUAUCGCAGUUAUCAUGGGGGUUUUGUAGCUUGGAUGAUGUCACUUUGUGUCAUACCAUCCAUCUUCUUGACCCUCUCACUGCUCUCGUAGACGUACCGAGCCAAAUCUACAUGGGUUUGCGGAAAUAAGAGUUUAUGACCAGACAGCAUUAUGAUUUAUUUUGAUGAGAUGCAAAAAUAUGGUUCCGAUUAUUCAACCAAACUUUUUUGGUGUCUUUAGCAGACUGAUCUCUUUGUCUUCUGGCAAACAAUGGGAUUUUUUUUCAAAAUAGUAAGAAAAGUACAUUUGUCUGGCUAAGGAAGAUUUGAUUAAUAAUCAUGACACAACAUUUAUCAUUCUAAGCGUAAUUAAGGAAAAUAAACAGGAGAAGUGUCAAAACUUGAAACAUUCUGAAUACAUUAGCUUUAUUUAUUUAAGACUGAAAACUUGCUUUGCGCUUAUCUUUUGAUUUUCAUGGCUUUGUCCUAGAUGAAAUAUGGGAAGCGUUUCUGGUGUUUUGAAGAAACAGAUAUACUCAAUACUAUGGUCUCCCCACAGUGAUUACACUCUGACAUAAUUGAUUGGUGAAUACUACUGAAACAGUGACCUAGGACUAGAACUAGGAUGUCUCACACUAUCACCAAUACCAAGAAGCAAAGAUAGACACAUCUUGUCACUUUAGCUUCCAAUUUAUGUUUCUAGACAGGAUUUUGUAUCAAAUAAGCAUUUGUGACAUAUAGGCUAAUAUCACUUCAUAACAAAAGCUAAGACCUUUCCACGUCAAAACACUUAAAUAUGUUUAAAUAGAGACAGAAGGGAUAAGCCAUUGUUUUCAGUGGUCUAACAGUGGUGGCCCACAUGCAUAGUGUGAGAAACUAUUUUUUGUCUCUAUUUCUGGUGAUAUUGCUAAACAAUUUCUAACAGCAGCAUAAAGCACGCAUUCAGUUCAUGGAUCAGAGAACCUCCGAAUCUGCUGGAACCAGCUGUGAUGACAGGGGUCUUGGAUAUAAUGAUUUCGACAGCAGUAACAACUAAACACGGGUCCAAGAAACUGGAACAUAUUUCAUCUCAACCAUGUUUACUAUAUUGACUUUAUGUAGGUGAACAUUUUGAGUGUUAUGUGGAGUGAUAAAUGCCUAUAUUCCCAACAUAUCAACACUGAACAAUACAGGUAAAGCUGAAGACAGAAUCAGUCAAAUUUAACACUGAAGAUUCAAAACUGUUCAAACAAAGAUUUUCAUGUCGUCAUAUUGGGCUUAAAGCUAAUUCUUCAGACAAAACCGUCUCUAUUGCUUUUGGUAUGUGAUAGUUGUCUUCUACUCCCGUGAUCAGGUAUGGAAGUGUAUGAAUACGUUGUUUAUGAAGAAGCCAUGUGCCCCCAGAUCGUCAUGAUAUAUAUAUUAUAUAUAUACACUGUGAAAUAGUUGAAGCAACAAAAAACAUUACAUUCCA